GAGUGAAAGGGCAAUUGGACAGGAAGGCCUUGACCCAGCAAAGACAGUGACCAGCCACAGGGAAGAACUCAAGGUCUCCAUUAAAGACACCUUCUGCCAGACAAAAGUCUUUGGCGUCCUGGGUUUCAGGAAUGAAUCCCAGGUGGAGAAUUACUCAACUGGUGGCCCAGACAAGAAAUUUUGCUACAGAAGCAGCUGGCCACGAAGAAGGAUCUAGUGCUCGGUUAUGGAAGAUUUUAAGCUUUGUGGUGGCGCUUCCUUCAGUGGGCAUCUGCUGGCUGAACGUGCAGCUGAGAAAGAGAGAACACUCCCACGAACGUCCUGAGUUCAUCCCAUAUCCCCACCUGAGGAUUCGGACAAAGGCUUAUCCAUGGGGCGAUGGAAAUCAUAGCCUCUUUCACAAUCCCCACACCAACGCACUACCCACCGGCUAUGAAGAUGUGGACAGCCACCGCUGAGACCCUCUUAACAUUUCUUCUUCUUCUUCUAACCAGCUUCCUCUCCUAGCGAGGACAUAGGGUUAUGGGUGUUUAAUGCAUCUUUGAGACAGAUGUCUAUCUAUGGAGUCAAUAAAAUGCAUUUCAAUGAGCAUAG
Protobothrops mucrosquamatus (brown spotted pit viper) is the source of this 594-nucleotide messenger RNA. Its product is annotated as cytochrome c oxidase subunit 6A, mitochondrial-like. Bases 132 to 458 code for a protein of 108 amino acids. Gene Ontology annotation, molecular function: enzyme regulator activity. NCBI's taxonomy places the organism in Eukaryota, Metazoa, Chordata, Lepidosauria, Squamata, Viperidae. The transcript has 3 exons. The record is from RefSeq and is a predicted model, not a curated record. Gene Ontology annotation, biological process: mitochondrial electron transport, cytochrome c to oxygen. Gene Ontology annotation, cellular component: mitochondrial inner membrane.